ACCAUGACCGGCAAAACACAGACCAGCAACGUCACCAAUAAGAAUGACCCAAAGUCCAUCAACUCCAGAGUCUUCAUCGGCAAUCUGAAUACAGCCAUUGUCAAAAAAGGCGACAUCGAAGCAAUCUUUGCAAAGUAUGGGAAAAUAGUUGGCUGCUCAGUGCACAAAGGUUAUGCGUUUGUACAGUACAUGAGCGAGAGGCACGCGAGGGCUGCAGUGGCGGGAGAGAAUGCCAGGAUCAUCGCAGGGCAGCCACUAGAUAUCAACAUGGCAGGAGAACCAAAACCAUACAGACCAAAACCUGGCAACAAGCGGCCACUUUCAGCACUUUACAGACUUGAAUCAAAGGAGCCUUUCCUGUCCGUUGGUGGUUAUGUCUUUGAUUAUGAUUACUACAGAGAUGAUUUCUACAAUCGGUUGUUUGAUUACCACGGCCGUGUCCCUCCACCACCCCGUGCAGUGAUUCCACUGAAGCGUCCUCGUGUGGCUGUGACAACAACUCGCAGAGGCAAAGGGGUCUUCUCCAUGAAAGGAGCAUCACGAUCCACCUCAAGUGGGGCUUCUUCCUCAGGAUCCAAAUUGAAAUCAGAUGAGUUGCAAACAAUCAAGAAGGAAUUAACCCAAAUCAAAACAAAAAUUGACUCCUUGCUAGGGAGACUGGAAAAGAUUGAAAAGCAGCAAAAAGCUGAAGCAGAAGCUCAAAAGAAACAAAUGGAAGAUAAUGCUGAUUUGAUUCAAGAGGAAUGCAUAUCAGAGAAUGCAGAUAACUCUACAGAAGAGCCAAUUGAAGGAGGGCCAGAUGCAGAUGGGGAUGGAGAAGAUAUGACUGAUGGGAUAGAGGAGGAUUUUGAUGAGGAUGGCAGCAAUGAGCUGUUUCUACAGAUCAAGUGAUGAGAUGUCAUGUGUGAACCCCCUGAAGGCUGAGAAGAGAAACUCUGACUCCCCCACAGAAAAUUGUGAACUGCGGUUUCUUACUGGCUAGCAACACCUUUGACUCAAUUUAUAUGAAAUCUCAAUUUACUUAUUAAAAUGGACGUUAUUGUUCAAAUAUUAGAAAUUCCAUUUCUUAUAUGUUCUAAGCUGUACAAUUGUCAGAUUUUUAUGGUUUAGAUUGUAAAUGUGUUUUUCUCUGGCUAAUUAUUGGUAUUAUUUUUUUAAUUUUGAUGUCUUAAAGGCCAAUGUACUGUAUCAUAAUAAUAUGAAGGACAUAUUUAACAGGUGUGGGAAACACUGUAUACAAAUGUAUAUUUCUAAAAGCUAUUUUUAUGAUUAGCAUGUUUUACUGUUUUACCAUAUUUAGAGUCAGGUGAUAUUGCACUUCUUUAUUUACAGCUUAAUUAAUUCAAACAAGAUCAUAA
Molecule: messenger RNA, 1358 nt
Organism: Gymnogyps californianus (California condor)
Lineage: Eukaryota; Metazoa; Chordata; Aves; Accipitriformes; Cathartidae
Gene: RALYL
Product: RALY RNA binding protein like
Exons: 8
Coding region: 4-891 (295 amino acids)
Cellular component (GO): nucleus
Molecular function (GO): RNA binding
Source: RefSeq, a predicted model, not a curated record